UUUCGGCCUGCUGCCUGCAUUGAUUAUCUGCGGCGAGGAAGUUCCAAGGAUGGCAUCUACAAACUUUACGAUAAGACUGGAAAGAGUUACCCAGCUUACUGUGACCUGAAGUCCGAGCCAGGAACUGCAUGGACUCUGGUGAUAUCAUGGAGUACCUGUCAUCGAAGGCUCCCAGCAUUUUUCACCAUUCCCUUCAAGUAUAACUCCCCAGUGAACGAGAACGCCCACAACUGGAAUAUCUACCGCUUAAGUCUGACGCGAAUGAGAUCCCUGCAGGCUCACUCCACCCACUGGCGAGCAACAUGCAGCUACCCGACUCACGGCAUCGAUUUCAAAGACUACCUCCGCGGAAACUUCCAGGACUUCAACAUCUUUGAUUAUGUUGGUGGAGGCACGUGCAAGAAAGUGGAUUUCAUCAACAUCCGCGGACACGUGGGGACGCAUCUGACUGCGCCUUUCUGGCAGAAGCUAAAUACAUGGACUCUGCAUACUGAUAGCUCACUGGGUCACUGCCAAUUUACGGCGGCAACGUCUGGCGCAGUCUCAAGUGAAGACAACUUUGGCUGGUACGGGGACGGCAUCAGCACCAAAUUCCGCUGCACACAGGGAGGCCAAUCCACUACCCAGUGGUGGUUCGGAGCUCAUCUUUGAUCUUCCCGCAGACGCAAAGCCUGCAUUGCUGACUACAGCCUUUAUGAGAGAUCAUUAUAAGCACUAGAGUAACUUGAAUACCGUUCAAUUUGUAACAGAACAGAGGCUGUUUCGUAGAUUGAAAAAACAAAAAGUCGUGUAAUAAUGCAGGCAGCUUAAAAAUAAAAGAUUGAUUAUCACCUAUAUAUCGUUUGUGAAUUUACUUGUGCAUUAUAUUUAAAACUAUCCAAAACGUAAUACGUAAACGUAAGUAAUAGUUCACUGACUGUCUCUCAUUGAAAUAAAUUUCAAGUUCCUACAAUCCUCUCUUACUAACAUUUAGAUCUCCAAAAUUAAAGUUGUUGAUGAAACAAUGCAACAAACAUGAUCCUUACGCUGAAGGAUUGAUGGUAGAAACAGUUUGAAGCAGAAGCAAAGGAAUACUGACCCCUUCAUCCAAAUAACUUUUUAGGAUCCCGAAAGUACAUGCUUUCAUCUAAACAAACAGCGAUCAACAAUAACAGGGGCGCACCCAGGGAAGAACUCAAGGGGUUCUGGAUUCCUCAAUGGGGGCUUGCCCCUCCCCCCCUCUCAAUCACGCCCCCUAUGUUCUCUUUGUAAAAAAACGGCAUGCGUAUGGCACUGCUAGUAGUUUUUAAAAGGUGAAGACCAAACAAGGGUCCAAUUAUUGUAUAGAAAUUGAACAAUAGAAAGGCAAAUGAACUAUAAAUUUAACAAGGCCCGGUUUCUAUAGACAAAAAUAGAGCAAAACUGAGGUUUGACCAUGCAUAGGGGUACACUCAAUCUUUUUGUAGCCGCAUUUGCAAUUUGUAGGUUAAACUGAAAGUCGAACAGAUUUCAUUGUACAAAACAGAGGGGCUCCAUUUUUCAAUCUUGAGAGACGAAAGAAUUACUUAGUUUAAGAGGCAGUCCAGAGUAAAUGGCAAAUACAAAAUGCUUGAAAAUCAUAUUUUACGACAACAUACCGCAGGUAAGGGAUGCCAUUUAUUUGGGAUUAAUUUAUUAAAAGUUGACAUGCAAAGCGCGAGCGCUUCGUUAGCGAACUGGUGGGAGAGAGUCAAGGAAAUUAAGUAGGAAAGUAAAUUGGGUGAUGUUUCGUUUAUACUUGAAUUUAUAGACGCUCUUUCUGUCUUCGGUUUAUCAAGUUAAAAUGCCCUUGUUUGAGAAGACUGAACUUUAUUCAUGCCCUUGUUUACAUUUUGGUCCAUCGUUUGUAUGUUUAAUGUCUGUGGCAGCUUUUGACUGGGACCAGUUGGCUAAAAAUCCGACAACACAGGCGGAAAGAUAAAGCUCCGCAAAAUUGAGGAAGUUCACAGAUGUUUGUGUGGUGGGGGCAGGGCACGUAGAAUUGAAAGAACUUUGUGACAUGAUGAAACUACUGGGCAGUCCAUUAAAGGGUUUCGUUGAGCCAGGUACCUUACAGUUUGAAAGUCCUGACUCUUUCCAAGGUCUGUCCCUUUACGGUUAGUGAUAGGACAACCGUUUAUACUAAGAUAGUGAGUUACUGACAUUUGUUUCGCUGCACACAGGGUACCCAAUCCACCACCCAGUGGUGGUUUGGAGCACAUAUCUAGAAUUUUCGGAGAUGCAACAGCUUUACAUCUGCUGGCUCCAAAAUGGAAAUUUACCCCCUUAAAAUUGAUCUAUAACAAGCACUGAUUAAAGGAUGAUUAAAACGGAAGAAUCCAGUAGUGACUCACAAGAAUGAAAUCAGUAAAAAAAAUGCCGCGAUAGAAGAGCGGCAGUGAAAGCCUGUUUAGAAAUAAGAAGUUUUAUCGCAAAAAUGUAGCAGAUGAUUUUAAAAUGGACAGCGUUUUGGUAAAGAACAUCAAAACAUAGAAUAAAACACAACUUUUGCGUUAAUUCUCGCUCAGUGAAUUCCCCUGUGGAUAUCAGGAAAAAGAUCAGGACACACGUCUAUUUUGCAAUGAAAAAAUUCUGACCAUCAGGAAGUACCCGCUUCAUAUUUAUGCUGCCAUGCAGUUCAUUGACCAUGCAAGAGGGGAUGGUAGUGAGGGUAGAGUUUCUUGUUUAAGAAGUAAUUUGAUAGCUGCUUGAUCACCUUUCAGCCCCGGGGGGGGUCAGCAACAACGCAAGAUUUACUUUUCAGUAUUAAUGAAAGAUGAGAACUGCUUAAUCACCUUUCAGCAACGCACAUUUUCUCCCGGUUAGGGCAUAUCAUUUAUUGCCAUCGUUAUCACUUUUCAAAUAAUAAUACCAUUUUCGUGGUAAAAAGUUACAGAAAAAGUCACUCGAUAACAGUAGUGAAUUAAUCUAACAGGGUGAAGGGGUGAAGAUAUAAUUUGCAGGUAAUUUUUUAUUUCAGUUAUUUUUUGCUUUUCCUUUGAUGGCAAAUUCAUUAGCAGCAUUAGCAUACAUUACCUAAAAAAUUAACUGCAACGUAUAAAAGUUAAAAAAGGAAAAGGUUGAAAAAUCAACAUUACUAUUAGCUGUUAUUUAAAAGUAGCAACAGACUAAAGCAGUAUCAAAACAACUCUAAUAUUACAAAUCAAGAAGUAAAGGAUAUUUGAAAUUACUGCUGAAUAAUGUACGUAAGUAAUGAGGUAAUAGAUAGUCGGAAGAUUUUUAGAGUGUCUCUUACAAUUAACAACUACCACACGAUGAUUUUUGCGUUGAUAUAUUUUGACGUUGUUGAUCAACAACAAAUUAUUGCCCCCGCAGGGAUUUUGCCCCGAGGCGAAAUCCAGAGGAGGCACCCUAGUAACUCGCGCGUAUAUUAAGGACAGUACUUACAGUUCAAAUAUACAGUCAGUAUACUAAAAAAAUCUCGAUUUGCUCGAACAGGGGCCGCGAGGAAUCGGUAGGUAAUGAUGACGUUUCUAUUGUUUGUGCCCGCAAGUACGAAAUGGUUAGGAUGACGUAAAGACAGAAAAUCCCGAAGGGACCGCUCAGGUAGAUUUUGUGACAUUUAUUGUGCAGUCAUCCUUCGAUACUCUUUUGUGUUACGCAGUGACAUUCUGAGGAGCAGUUGUUUUGAAAGUUAUGGACCAAAAGACACUGGUUAAGCGCAGAUGAGGUUAUAAGGUGCGUUUUAACUGUUUAUAUAUAAACACUUGGAGAGUUUGCCAGACAGGAAUUCACAAAUCUUUGAUUUAUAUUGGAAACCUUGCCAGACACUCUUUCAUGCUCUUUCUCUCUCUUUGACCGGAACAUAGUUAAUUGAGUGGAAUGGUUAUGAAACCCGUCAGACUCCUUUGUUAUAUGUUUUUGUGGACCUGAAGGUGCACAACGUUCAAAAGAAUUCCUAUCAUUUUGAUUGUAUUGACCAAUAAAAACGUUGCAUUAAUUUAUUCCGUAACAAUUUGCCAACAGAAAACAAAGGAUUGUGCACUUUCACGGUGCUUUGAACAUAAACUGCAGCACUGUUGUUUUUAUCAUUGACGUUUGCCGCUUUUCAUAACCAGUCUCCUCUAAUAACUAUGACCGGAAUAAGACUCAGCCCCAAACAAGCAAGACGAGUGAACAACGGCUAGCUUAUCACUAGCAGAUUGAUGGACAAUUACAGAAAAGCACCGACAAUCAUAUUCUGUGCUGACUUAUUCCCUGCUCACAGAUGUCCUUCCUUUAUAACUAUGCGCGAGUGUGAGUCGAUCAAACAUCCUUUUAAUUUUUAAGGCUUACUUUCCGGCAAAUAAAAUGAACUGAAUGUAAAAAGUGAAAGAGAAAUAGCGAAAAAUUCAACUUCUAAUUAAAUCUUUUCUUAUGGUUUAGAAUAAACUAUUCUCGAAACUGAGAAUGUUUUGAUCAAAGUUGUGUAAAUCGAGCUGAAACUGCCGUGCAUGCAACCUUGCGUUUCCUGUAUUUAUCACACCUAUUGUAUGGAAUAUGUGUGAAAUUCUUCAUUAUGAAUCGGUAUAUUUCAAAGUGCUACGCAACCAGCAAGAAUACUAUUGACCGACAAUAUACAGAACGGGGGCAGCUGUAGUGUCAACUAUUACUAGUUAUUUUGGCGGGUAUUUUGUAUUAAUAUUAAUAAUAAUAAUAAUAAUAAUAAUAAUAAUAAUAAUAAAAAAAUAAUAAAACAAAACUUUAUUCAUAGAUUUUAAAAAAUAGACUAUUUACAGAUUCAAGAAUAUGAAAUAUUAAAAUAUAUACCCUAUGUACAUUUUUCUUGUCUACGAAAGAGAAUUGUUGUAAAAUGACUAUCUAAAGACUACUAAUAACAAUUAUAAAAAGCAUCAAAAAGUUGAUAAAAAAAAUAAAAAUAAUAAUAAUAAUAAUAAUAAUAAUAAUAAUAAUAAUAAUAAUAAUAAUAAUAAUAACAAUAAUUGCCCCCGCAGGGAUUUCGCCCACAUGGCGAAAUCCCAAGGAGGCACUCUAGUAACUCGCGCGUAUAUUAAGGAAAGUACUUACAGUUGAAAUAUACAGUCAUCCAGUCAAUAUAGAAAAAAUCUCGAUUUGCUUGAACAGGGGCCGCGAGGAAUCGGUAGGAAAUGAUGACGUUUCUAUUGUUUGUGCCCGCAAGUACGAAAUGGUUAGGAUGACGUAAGGACAGAACAUCCCCAAGGGACCGCUUAGGUACCCUGGGUACCAGAGGUUUUUCUCGCGUGCGGUGGGAAUUUUCGGUGUUGGCCGAAGGCCGACACAAACCGCGCUAGAAAAGUCUCUGGCACCCAGGGUACCGCUUAGGUAGAUUUUAUGACAUUUAUUGUGCAGUCAUUCUUCGACACUCUUUUGCGUUACGUGUUAUCAGUGACAUUCUGUGGAGCAGUUGUUUCAGUGAAAGUUAUGGACCAAAAAUUUAAAGACACUCGUUAAGCGCAGAAGAAGUUAUAAGGUGCGUAUAACUGUGUAUAUACAAAAACUUGGAGAGUUUGCCAGACACGAGUUCACAAAUCUUUCAUUGGAAGCCUUGCCAGACUAGACUACGAGCAGUCUCUCUUUUUUCUGUAGUCCGUCGAGCAAAACGCGAGACACGCAAAUGGCCACGUGCGUGACUGAUGGCGCCCUCGUUUCGCGCGUCUCGCGGCUUCGCCGCUUCCACGGGCCUGCAUUGCUCUCACUAAAUCUGAAGAAAAAGAGACACUACUCGCAGUCUAUUGCCAGACACUCUUUCUCUCGCUUUAACCGGAAUGGCUCGGAUGACCACGUAAAAUGGCGGUCCCGUCUCCAGUUGGAGACGUAAAAUAUAGUGUCUCCAAUUAGUACUUUCGUGCUAAAUACACUGACACUCAAAUAAAGUGCUUUUUUAAGUAUAUAUUUCAAAGAGCUACAAAACGAGCAACAAUGCUAUUGACCGACAAUAUACAGAGCGGGGGCAGCUGUAGUGUCAACUAUUACUAGUAAUAACAACGAUAAUAAUAAUACAAGCUUAUAUAACGCUGUUUCUAGGAAUUCAACAGCGCUUUACAGUAUUUACAAUAUUUAUUAAAAUAUCAAAACUAUUAUUUAAACCAAUUAAUUAAAAACUCUGAAGGCUAUCAACUUGUCAACUUGCUAUCAACUAAACUUAAUCAAGGCGAAUUUACAUAAUUGUUGAUACAAGUUGUAUUAUUGGGUAAAAAAAAAUGAACACAUAGUUAUCUACCUUUUUUUCACUUAAUUUAUAAACUGAUACAGUAUCAAGCGAUCCGCAACUUUUUUAAUCUUCAAGUUACUUUGGCCAAAAGGCCUUUUAAAAACAUUACCCGGCAGAUAAAAGCAAUUUGGCUUCUAAAGGAAUAACCCAUAACAUCUCAUGACUGCGAAGCGAGUAAAGCCCUCCGGCUUCCUCCGGCUACAAUAGCAACCCUUAAAGUUCAAUCUUCCGUAGCUAACGAGUUAUGGGGAAGGGUUUUCAUGUUUUAUAUUUAUUCACAUCACUUUUGUUACUAGUUGCAUAUUAGCAACAAAUGCUUUAGUUGCUUUUUCAAUUCAUCAUCGGCUAGUAAGCAUUGAGUUCGGUAACAGUUCUAACACCACACGUUAAAGCGGAUUUCAGGCGGAGAAACGGCGAUGGCAUUUAAGAGCGUCUUGAUUUUUAGCGUUGGUGUGCAUUUGCUUGGAGUAAGUACUUCCCGACAAAAAAAAUUGUAUGACUUGAGAAUGAGGAAAAAAGGCGCCGGCCUUGUCAUGUCACUAAGAGUUGUAAAACAUUUAGUUUUCGCGCGUGCUAGGAAAGUCAUCAAGUCUAAGAGAAUAUCACAUGUAACCGGCUAUCCUGCAGUCGUAUCAGAAAAGGGUGGACACAAGUAUAGACUGAAAUUAAAAGCGACAUUCUCAAAUAAUAUCAUCGUUAAAUGCGUGACAAUAUUAAUUUAACCGCCUAAGUAUCAGUGACCAAAAUAUAACAAAAAGUAUAUGAAACUCUUAUAUGCAGUGCUUUGAACGACUGAAAGAUUCUUGUUCUAUUCUUUCAGACACUAGUAGCGGCCAGUGUUGAUGCUAGACAGCAGAAAGGUGGUAAAAACGUUGUCAAUAUACAUAUUACAAUGAAUUGCAAGGUAUGUUAAUAUUAAUUCUUGUAUCAUCUUUCAACAUUAAUUUUAACUUUUUAUAUACACGCGAACAAUGACGAGGUAAUCAGUUUCCCAAAAGGAUUCCUAACAAAGUUAUCGCACCCCUGCCUCAUUCUUCUAAGUACAUUAUUUUUCUUUUAAGUUUUUUUUUGUGUAACUUUUUAUUUGUUUGUUCUAGGAAAGUAAGGAAAAGCCAGCUAAAUUCCGGCCCACCACUUGCGUUGAUUAUCUACGUCGAAGAAGUUCUAAAAAUGGCAUCUACAAGCUUUACGAUUCCAAUGAAAACAGUUACGCAGUUUACUGUGACCUGAAGUCUGAGCCAGGCACCGCAUGGACUCUGGUGAUGUCAUGGACCUCUCGAAAUCGAGGUCUUUCAAAAUUCCACAGCAUUCCCUUCAAGAUAAACGCGCCAGUGAAUGAGACCGCCCAAAACUGGAAUCAGUACCGACUGAGUUUGGCCCGAAUGAGAUCACUGCAGGCUCACUCCACCCACUGGCGAGCAACAUGCAGCUAUCCGACCCACGGCAUCGAUUUCAGAGACUACCUGCGUGGAAAUUUCAAGGACUUCAACGUCGUCGAUUAUAUUGGGGGAGGCCAGUGCAAGAGAGUGGAAUACAUCAACACCCGGGGAUACUUGGGCAAGAAUUUGACGGUGCCUUUCUGGCAGUACCUUCAUGAAGGCCUGCACACUGACAGUUCAGCCAACACUAACUGUCAGUUUAAAGCGGCAAGGAUUGGUGCUGUGGGAAGUGAAGAUAAUUUUGGUUGGUAUGAUAGCUACAACCCAAAGUUUCGCUGCACAACGGAUACCCAGUCCACUACCCAGUGGUGGUUUGGAGCUCAUCUCUAA
This is a messenger RNA of Porites lobata, 7959 nucleotides long. The record is from the annotation of a GenBank genome assembly. NCBI's taxonomy places the organism in Eukaryota, Metazoa, Cnidaria, Anthozoa, Scleractinia, Poritidae.